Molecule: messenger RNA, 915 nt
Organism: Pelobates cultripes (western spadefoot toad)
Lineage: Eukaryota; Metazoa; Chordata; Amphibia; Anura; Pelobatidae
Source: the annotation of a GenBank genome assembly
AUGGUGGACUCCAGCCCAGACUCAGCGGGCCAUGGGAGCUCGACUGCAGAUGACCUUACCUUAACUAAAAGGGACCUACAGGCGCUCCUACUGGAUGCCACUACCGACAUCAAAGCGCACACAGCGGUGGAACUGGACCGUCCUCUACAGGCCCUGAAGUCGGACAUCGAGGCCUUGUCCCGACGGACCGACCAGACUGAAGCACGCUUGACAACCCUAGCUGAUACCUCCCGCUCCCAUUCCCAAGACAUCACCUACCUCCAUAGGAAAAUAGCGUCAUUAGAAGAGGAUCUGGAGGAUCUCAACAACCGGUCGCGCCGGAAUAAUAUCCGGGUCCGGGGCCUCCCUGAGUCAGUGUCAGUGCCUCCUGAUCGCCUGCAGACAACGCUAGUCGACUUGUUCCGGUCCCUGCUGCCUGAAGCACACAGAGCUCUCCGGGCCCCGGUCUUUAGCCCGGCCACCCCGAGGGAUGUUAUUGUUCGUCUACACAGGUUCCCAGUUAAGGAACUGCUGCUAUGGAAAGCGCGGCAAAAUCCACCGCUGUACCAGGGCAAGAAGGUGGCCUUUUUCCAGGACCUGGCGCCCCUGACCCUUAAAAAGAGAAGGGAUCUUCGGCAGCUAACACUUACCCUCACUCAUUACGGAAUCCGGUACAUGUGGGGCCACCCCUUUAAAUUGGUGAUCCGCAAGGAAAACCAGACCCACAUCCUCAGUACCGCGUCGGAGAUGGCCCCCUUUGCAGCAUCCUUGGGCCUGGAGCUUCUCCCACCUCCCUCUCAAGCAGCAUCGCGACCCAGGGGAAGACCUGGAGGGGCGACCACUGGGGCAGACCGCUCACCUCGCCGCACGCCAAGGAAGAGAGCAUCGGAGAUGGAAAGGAGCCCCCGGAGGCCACCACAGAUGAGGCAGAGCUAA